Molecule: messenger RNA, 924 nt
Organism: Penicillium nucicola
Lineage: Eukaryota; Fungi; Ascomycota; Eurotiomycetes; Eurotiales; Aspergillaceae
Product: SMP-30/gluconolactonase/LRE family protein
Exons: 4
Coding region: 1-924 (307 amino acids)
Biological process (GO): L-ascorbic acid biosynthetic process
Molecular function (GO): gluconolactonase activity; calcium ion binding
Source: RefSeq, a predicted model, not a curated record
AUGUCUGAAAUUCAGAGAUGGACGGUGAAUGAGCCAUACCUCGAUAUCCCGGGAACGUUACUUGAAGGCCCCUAUCACGAUGUAGCCAACAACGAGUUUCGUUUCAUCGAUAUCUGGGACCAAAAGCUUUACCGCCUCGAUCUAGCCAAAGGUCCGGACUCUCUGAGAGUCAUCGAUACCGCCGCUUCUGUUGGCGUGACCGCCAAUGUCAGUGGGUCGAAUCAGCUGAUUGUUGGGGCCAAAUAUGGAUUCGCGCGGCUGAACCAAUCUACUGGAGAACUGGACUAUAUUCACGAGGUCUGGGGCGACGAGGAAGGGGGAAAGAAAGCGGAGAGAAUGCGUUUCAAUGACGGCGCAGUCGACAGCCACGGCCGGUUCUGGGCAGGGGCCAUGAACGAUCCGAAGAUCAAGAACCCGGAAGCUGAAGGUGUUCUAUUCAGACUGGACCCGGACCUCAGUCUGCACCGUAUGCUGGCACCGGUGACGAUUCCCAAUGGCAUCGGCUGGAAUGCCGCAGACGACACCAUGUACCUGACCGACUCGCCGACGGGCAAGAUCUUUGCCUUUGAUUUCGACGCCACCACCGGCGCCAUCAGCAAUCGCCGCAUCCACUUUGACAUCGGCUCGUCGCUGGAACCUGAUGGCUUCGCUAUUGAUGUCGAGGGCUGUAUUUGGACUGCCGUGUACGGCGGUGGAUGCGUGCUUCGCAUUGAUCCUGCUGGUCAGAUUAUCGGGCAGAUUGACUUGCCGACACGCAACGUGACCUGUCCUACUUUUGUUGGCACCGAGUUGUUCAUCACCACUGCCAAGGAUGACCGUGAUGACGAUCAGUUGCCCCAGUCGGUCCGGUAUGGGGGCCGACUUUACAGGGUUGAUGUUGGGGUCCGGGGCAAGCCCAAGACCGAGUUUCGGUUUCAGAACUGA